AUGAAGACCACCACCCUCUACCUUAUCCUCACCGCUGUUGCCGGCGUCCUUGCCGCCCCUUAUUCCGAGAUAGAGGCAGCCCAGCUUGAGACCAGAGCUACCUGCAAAAGCCCAAGUAUUUGCUCUGUGUUUUGGUCAGGCAGAUGCGAGGCAUGGUGUGGAGACAAAGCUUUUCUCCCACAUGACCGGGGACGGCUGCAAAGGCCUUGGUGCGAAGAAGUGCUGCUGCAGAAAAUGAAUGCCCAACUAUGGUCGAUAAGGUAUGUCAAUCCUCGUGGUGAGCUGCUUCACAAGGACACCACUAAUCCCAACCAUCAGCAGGAAUACUGCUCGUCCCAAGCAUAUAGACACGAGCUCUGCUCACCGGUGACGCAAUGCAACCCAUUGGAUUGGCGUUAA
Molecule: messenger RNA, 399 nt
Organism: Podospora pseudocomata
Lineage: Eukaryota; Fungi; Ascomycota; Sordariomycetes; Sordariales; Podosporaceae
Exons: 1
Coding region: 1-399 (132 amino acids)
Source: RefSeq, a predicted model, not a curated record